Molecule: messenger RNA, 1695 nt
Organism: Trypanosoma theileri
Lineage: Eukaryota; Euglenozoa; Kinetoplastea; Trypanosomatida; Trypanosomatidae
Product: electron transfer flavoprotein-ubiquinone oxidoreductase
Exons: 1
Coding region: 1-1695 (564 amino acids)
Biological process (GO): electron transport chain
Cellular component (GO): mitochondrial inner membrane
Molecular function (GO): electron-transferring-flavoprotein dehydrogenase activity; iron-sulfur cluster binding
Source: RefSeq, a predicted model, not a curated record
AUGUUUCGUCGAUCUUGGCGUAUCCUAUGUGCUCCAGCUGAGCGUAUGGUGGAGGAGUUUGAUGUUGUGAUUGUAGGUGGUGGUCCUUCCGGUCUGGCAGCGGCGAUUCGCCUUAAACAACUCGCUGGUGAUGCGAAGGAUGACUUUCGUGUAGGACUUGUGGAAAAGGGAAGUGAAAUUGGGGCACAUACUCUCUCUGGUGCUUGUAUUGAGACCCACGCAUUAGAUGAGUUACUUCCGAAUUGGCGUAAAGCAGAUGAACUUCCUGUAAUGACAGCUGUAACAAGUGAUUCGUUUUAUCUAUUACGAGAUCAGAAACGAUAUAUGAAAUCUCCACUUCUCCCACCAACUCUACAUAAUCGAAAUGCUUAUAUUAUGUCACUUGGUUCACUUUGUAAGUGGAUGAGUGAUCAGGCAGUGGAGUUGGGUGUGGAGUUGUAUCCUGGUUUCGCCGCCGCAGAGCCGGUGUAUGAUAGUAGUGGGAAAUAUGUAGAAGGUGUACAAUUAAAUGAUGUGGGAAUUAAUAAAAAGGGUGAAAAAACUCCACAAUAUGAACCUGGUAUGAUUUUUAAAGCCAAACAAACCAUCUUUGCUGAAGGAUGUCGUGGUUCUUGUACAAAACAAUUAGAAAAGAAGUUUAAUCUUCGUGGAGAAAAGAAUUUUCAGACCUAUGGUUUAGGUAUUAAAGAAGUCUGGGAAGUUCCAUCUAAAGUUCAUCGUCCAGGUACAGUUAUGCAUACUAUUGGAUGGCCUGUUACGGAUAAAGGACAUCACAAUACAUAUGGUGGUUCUUUUCUUUAUCACUAUGGAGAAGGUUUAAUCUCACUUGGCUUCGUGGUUGGUCUUGAUUAUAGUAAUCCAUAUAUACGACCCUAUAUGGAAUUACAGAAGUGGAAAACACAUGAACUUGUGGCUUCGCAAUUAAAAGAAGGAAGACCCAUUUUAUACGGAGCGCGAACACUUGUGGAAGGAGGAUAUACUUCUCUUCCAACCUUACAUUUCCCUGGUGGAUUACUUGUUGGGGAUUGUGCUGGUUUUCUUAAUCUUCCUAAAAUUAAAGGUACACAUACCGCUAUGAAAUCUGCCAUGUUAGCAGCAGAAGCUAUUUAUGAUGAUGCCUUUGCAGCUGGAAAAGAAAAACGAAAUGGUGUAGAAUGUAAAAGUUAUGAUGAUCGAUUUCAUAAUAGUUGGUUAUAUCCUGAACUAUAUGCUGUACGAAAUGUACGUCAGGUAUUUGCACGAAAUUUCUUUAUGGGUGUCUUUUAUACAGGAUUAACUACUAUGAUUACAAAAGGAAAGGAACCAAUAACUCUUACCCAUCAUCAACCCGAUCAUAAAGCCCUUAAACCCGCUUCUGAAUGUACACCGAUUGAUUAUCCAAAGCCAGAUAAUAAACUUACCUUUGAUCUUCUUACCAAUCAUAGCCGUAGUGGAACUGCACACAAUGCGGAUCAACCUGUUCAUCUGAAAUUAAAAGAUCCAUCUCUGGCAGAAAAGGUAAAUCUCGCCGUUUAUGAUGGACCUGAAGGGAAAUAUUGUCCUGCAAAGGUGUAUGAGUUUAUAGAUGGAAAACUGGUGAUAAAUGCACCGAAUUGUUUACACUGCAAGGCGUGUGAUAUUAAAGAUCCAAAACAAAAUAUUAACUGGACACCUCCAGAAGGCGGUGGUGGUCCUAAUUACAGUGCACAGAUGUAA